GUUCAUGUUCUUUGUUCUUGUAUCUUAUAUAAAACACCAAAAAUGCCUGCAAACUCAGAGUUUAAAAAAAAAACUUCAUAAAACUUGACAAAAGUCUUCUCUACACCUUCAUACACACACACACACAUAUUUUUUAUGUACAGUUCAUGUCAUUUUAAAUAAUAUUACUAAAGCAAAUAAUCUUGCCUUCUUCUCACACCAUGUGCUCCUGUGACCAUGUGUCAGAUCAGGACGUCCCACCUUUAAAUGGUGCUUGAUAGUGACUCCCACACCUUACUGGACUGUUCUUUGGUACUUUCUCGACCUUUCUAAUGGGUUGUAAUCAUUUAAAGAAAAAUUGACUAAUCAUAGGGCUUAAGAAAACUUUCCAUUGCCUGAGGACAACGCUGUGCUAGAGGGUUAACAAACCUUAUUUGUAAAUUAUUAACGAAACUACAGUCUAAUGAAUUAGGCCUAAUUAUAAUGAUGAUGCAAAUGAGUUUAUAAUUUAUAGUGUAUUCCACAACAGUUGCUGUUCUGUUCAUUAUGUAAAAGCAUGUAUGGAGCCAUGCAGCCUCUAUGCAAGAUCAAGACGACAGGGAUAUCUUAAAGCAAAAUCUCUUGCACAGUUUUUCACACGUGUAAGUAUUGUGAAAUGAAUGCCAUUUUUUGUUGUUUUUUUACUACUUUCAUCAACAGACACCCAUGUGAUUAGGAAACUGCUGCCAUAUAUCGAACAUGAGGAUGAGGUAUGGUGCGGUCAUAAACCACAGAUGUAAUCAGCAGCUUGACUUGCUCGCUGGGUACUGCAGACUACCUGUGUUUUCGAACUAAAUCAAAGUUGCACAACCAUGCAUAAUUUGUUUCCGUGAAUAAAGUUACUUCUGUUGGUUCUUCUAAAGCAGUAGCCAGUGUGUGUGCACCCUGUGCAUGUAGUGUGUUACAUUUAUCCUCCUAUUUUUGAAAAGGGAUGUUGUGAGACCCUGCAAAAGUACCUCAACAUUCUUGUUGGCAUGUUAACUGGGUCAGAGCUGCAGAAACAGGAGUUUGUGGUUGUACCUGAACUUUAAUAAGUAGAAAAAGAUGUAUUAUUGCUGGGGCUGUAGCAUGUUUCUUUGACUGUUAAUACUGAAAAAAUGAGUAAAGACAUUGACAUUUAAGACUACAGCGAACAUGACCACUGGAACAUUUUAGUUGGAAUUUCUCUGAACAUGUGAUAAUGGCAAACAAUAUUUAAAUGAUAUUGUUUUAAUAAAAAUAUAUAACUGAAAAAAAAAAAAAUGUAAAAAUGAAAAACAAAAGAGAUAAAAAUGUUUUUUUUUCAUUACUAUUCACUCCAAGAGUCACACAUACCUUACCUAAUCCCAACUGAGCUUAACCAAUCAGGUUAAAGGGGGGCGGGUUUCUAUUGAAGUAAUUCAGCAAAAACACUUACUAACUUAGUCACAUCACUAUCCAAUUCAAAGAGAGACAGACAAUCAAACUUGCUGAACAUGACAGAUCAAAGUCGACUGGAAUUUCAGGCGAUGCCAAUGAAUGACAGCUAUACAAACCAGACUUGCGAUGUUUUCAUCUACAAGGAGUCUGCUAGGAUCCUCUUCCCCAUUUUCUACUGCCUGGUUUUUUUCAUCAGCGUGGCAGGUAACAGCCUGGUCCUCUGGAUCACCUGUCAGAAAAAGCAGAAGAUGAACUCCACCACGAUAUAUCUGAUCAACCUGGCCAUCUCCGACACCCUCUUCACCUUGGCUCUUCCAGGCAGGAUCGCAUACUACAUCCGAGGCUUCGACUGGCCAUUUGGAGAUUUCUUGUGCCGGCUGACUGCCAUGAUCUUCUACAGCAAUACCUAUGCUAGCAUCGCCUUCAUGACCUGCAUCAGUGUGGAUCGCUACUUGGCCAUGCUGCACCGUCAGCGGUGUCAAAGACUGAGGAAAACCAAGGUCGUGCGAGGUAUCUGUGCUCUGGUAUGGGUGGUGGUUCUCCUUGAGACAUCCCCACUGCUCUUCAAAAGCACCAUGGAAGCCAGACCCGGUCAUCGAACGUGCAUGGAGUUCUCCAAUUUUGAUGGCCACAAGAUGGCAUACGGUCUUCUGUUUGCCUGUGUCAUUGGGUUUUGCAUGCCACUGGGACUCAUCCUGUGCUGUUACAGCCGGGUCAAUUGCAAGCUCUACAAGACGGCCAAGGAAAACCCGGUGACCAACAAGUCUGGAAGCAACAGCAGGGCCAAAAAUAUGAUUCUGCUCAUUCUGCUGAGCUUCGUGGUGUGUUUCAGCCCUUACCACAUCAACAUCAUGCAGUUUGCAGCGAGAAGGCUGUACCAUGAGCCCUCCUGUGAGGAGUUAAAGACUUUAAAAAUGUCCCUGCAGGUAACCGUUGCCAUGAUGAACUUUAACAGCUGCCUCGACCCUCUUAUUUACUUUUUUGCCAUCAAAACAUACAAGCAGAGAGUGAUGAGUCUUUUUAAGAGCUACAUUUCCAUUUCGGCAUCUUCCAAGAGCAUGCAGGAGAACAGCAGCAGUAACACAUGAGGACAAAUAUUAUACAAAGUAAAAUCAGAUGGUGGAAACUGCAGAGGAAAUGCCUGCACACGUGUGAAAAUGUGGUUGGAUUGAUUUAGACGGCAGAGACAUAGUUACCUUUUAUUUUUAAGCAAAUUUCUUACCAUUUAAUGGGCUUUGAAUCCAUGAUAUUUGAUUUGUUUUGGGAUUUUUGACCACAUUUGUUGUGUGAAUUUAUUAAGAUCACUGACAUACUCUUGUCAUUUAGCACAUUUUUUGUGAGGUCAGUGUGAAUUUGCAGAUUAAUUUUUUUGUGUAUAUAUUUUUUUUGUGAAUGAUUAAUGUGCUGUUGGAUUCUCUCUUUUUUUACUCGGUCAUGUAGGCCGGUCAUUGACAUCAAAUGAAAUUCAGAGACUAAAAAUAAUGGUUAAUUAUUAGGCAUUUAUUAAUCUUAGUCAAUGUUAAUUUCAACAUUUACUAAUAGGCUACAUUAUUAAAAUCAAAAGUAAUGCACUGUGAACUAACACGAACAAACAAUGAACGAUUGUAUUUUUAUCAACUAACAUUAAUAAAGAUUAAUAAAUACUGUAAAAAAAAAAAAAAAAAAUGUAUUGCUCGUUGUUAGUUCAUGUUAGUUAAUGCAUUAACUAAUGUUAACAAAUGAGACCUUACUGAAAAUUGUUACCAGAGUAAUUAAUUAAGUGGAAAAAUCCCACAUAAAUGUCAAAGAGGCUAGAAACUAAUAGACAUUUCUGAGUAAGAGUGAUGUAGGUGUAUUUUAAUACCUAUUGACAUUUCUGUAAGCUGCUGUGUGAAUACUGUGUUUUGCUUUAAAGAUGCUCAAAAUGUGUGUGUAACAUUUUGAGCAACCUCUAUAAUGACAUUUUCCAUUUGGGAAUUAAAUGCUUAUGUAGCUGCCAAUUGCCCUAAACAACUUGCUUUAAACCUGUUUUUGAAUACAAAAUAAAAAUUAAAAAAAAAAUCAUUA
Ctenopharyngodon idella (grass carp) is the source of this 3462-nucleotide messenger RNA. RefSeq lists its product as uncharacterized. Gene Ontology annotation, molecular function: G protein-coupled receptor activity; oxysterol binding. Gene Ontology annotation, biological process: G protein-coupled receptor signaling pathway. Bases 1473 to 2504 code for a protein of 343 amino acids. The record is from RefSeq and is a predicted model, not a curated record. The transcript has 2 exons. Lineage: Eukaryota; Metazoa; Chordata; Actinopteri; Cypriniformes; Xenocyprididae. Gene Ontology annotation, cellular component: membrane.